AUGGGGAGCGCCCAAAGCCAGGGAGGGAAAGGGAGGGAGAGGAGAGGGGAGGGAGCAGGUCCAAGCCCAGCCAGCACUCAGCAGUGCCAAGAGCCAGCUUUCUUAAAGCCAUGGGCCCGGGGGCCGGCUCUGGAGGCAGAGGGGAGCCGGAGACCAGGGGCUGGGAAGCACCAAGGAGAGCCUUCAGGCUCUGGGGUCACCAUGGACAUCAUUUACUGGCGCACACCCCUGGCUUUCUUUCUGCUCCCUCUGGUUGUGCUGGCGGCACCCACUGAUGAGCCCAACCUCACAGAAUCAACCCCUGGUGCUUGCAAACGCUGUUGUGACCCACUGGACCCUUCCGCAGGUGCCCCACCGCUCCCUCCCAGCCACCACCACUUACCCUACCCCAUGCCAGAGGUCCGUCCCUACAUCAACAUCACCAUACUGAAGGGAGAGAAAGGAGACCGGGGAGAGCCUGGCAUGCCAGGAAAAUGGGGCAAAGAAGGCCCACGAGGCGAGCGAGGUGCCCAGGGCCAGAAAGGCAGUAAAGGGCAGAUGGGCACAGCGGGAGACCCCUGCAAGCACCAGUACGCCGCGUUCUCCGUCGGCCGCAAGAAAGCGCUGCACAGCAGCGAGGGCUUCCAGGUCUUGAUCUUCGACACCGUCUUCGUCAACCUCUACAGCCACUUCGACAUGUUCAAUGGCAAGUUCUACUGCUACGUAGCUGGACUCUACUAUUUCAGCCUCAACGUCCACACCUGGAACUUCAAGGAGACCUACAUGCACAUCAUGCACAACGAAGAAGAGGCGGUCAUCUUGUAUGCCCAGCCCAGCGACCGCAGCAUCAUGCAGAGCCAGAGCCUCAUGCUGGAGCUCCAGGAGAAUGAUGAGAUCUGGGUGAGGCUCUACAAGAGGGAGCGGGAGAACGCCAUUUACAGUGAUGAUGUUGAUGUGUACAUUACCUUCAACGGGUACCUGGUCAAGCCCAGCCUUGACUAACUGCCUCUUCUCCUCCUCCUCCUCGGGGCCUCUUUGGCCUUUUCCUUCUUUCUCUCUCUCUUUACUGCCCGCAACCACUGCAAAUCACUUGGAAAUGGGCCCAUCAAGUCUCAGGCACUGAGUGUGAAACUUGCCACACUGGCUCCCACCUCACUCUCUCUUGUAGCCAGGCCUGUACUUGUCCACUUACACCGUGACACUGCCAUCUCUGCCCCCCUCACCUCAUGACCCCAACUUAUGUUAUUGGCUUCUUCUAAAAUCCCCCAGCAAGCUGUUUCUGGCAUUCAGGGUCCUAAGAGCAGGAGGAAAGCUAAAAUGUUGCUUCUGGGCAUGAGUCCCUGUAGAAAGGGAUAGAAAGUCCCCACUGCUCAGGUCCAUCCUGGCUCCUCUCUGUUUUACCAGUUUGACCAGUUUUAAUGUCACCU
This is a messenger RNA of Colius striatus (speckled mousebird), 1406 nucleotides long. It is a transcript of the gene C1QTNF6, whose product is annotated as C1q and TNF related 6. Bases 1 to 981 code for a protein of 326 amino acids. The record is from RefSeq and is a predicted model, not a curated record. NCBI's taxonomy places the organism in Eukaryota, Metazoa, Chordata, Aves, Coliiformes, Coliidae. Gene Ontology annotation, molecular function: protein binding. The transcript has 3 exons.